GCUGUGUACAUUGUUGGCUUUGGCUGACCAGUUUAAGCACAGCGCAGCGAGGCAGUGGACCCACACACUCAGUCUUCUGCAGCGGCUGAGUUGGAUGGGAGUAGUUGUUCCCGCUUCCGUUUUUAAACAGACAGGGAGGAGCUCCUCUUGUGGUGCUACUGUUACACCUACUUGUGCUACCUCUAGUUGUAUUACUGCCACAUCAACUUGUGGUACCUCUACGUCUACUUGUGUUACUGUUACGUGAGUGAUGCACACGUGAGACGCCGCGACACUAUUAGUGAAGGCAAGAUGGAUAUGUUUGCUUCAGCCAACAAUGUCAUUCUCUCCACCAAGUCUACCGUUGACAACUUCUCCACGGGACUCAGCAACCUGGCCGACAGUGUAGGCACGGCGGCCUUCCUGGUCAUCGUGGCCGGGGCCAUGGUGGUCAGCGCUGGCCUCGGUGGCCUCUCCAUCACAGGUCUGGCCAGGAUGGACGAAUAUCUCGGCUGGCCACUGUGGUCCAGGAUAUUUCCAAACUGGCAAGAGGAGCUGGGUCCAGACCAACGCCAUAACAGGGGGUCGGAGGCUGUGUCCUUCGUGUUGAGGCUGUUGACUGAUGCUGUCAAGAAGUACGAGAGACGAGAGAAGCUGCGAUAAUGAUGCUGCUUCUCCAGCGUAACACAGACUGAUGUACCUGCGAGAUAAGUUGAUCAAGUUAUUCCUGCAACAUAGAUUGUUAAUAUUAUACCUGCAACAUGGGUUGUUAAUGUUAUACCUGCAACAUAGGAUGUUAAUGUUAUACCUGCAACAUAGGUUAUUAAUGUUGUACCUGCAACAUAGGUUGUUAAUGUUAUACCUGCAACAUAGAUUGUUAAUGUUAUAUCUGCAACAUAGGUUGUUAGUGUUAUACCUGCAAAAUAGAUUGUUAAUGUUAUACCUGCAACAUAGAUUGUUAAUGUUAUACCUGCAACAUAGGUUGUUAAUGUUAUACCUGCAACAUAGAUUGUUAAUGUUAUGCCUGCAACAUAGAUUGUUAAUGUUAUACCUGCAACAUAGAUUGUUAAUGUUAUGCCUGCAACAUAGGAUGUUAAUGUUAUACCUGCAACAUAGGUUAUUAAUGUUGUACCUGCAACAUAGGUUGUUAAUGUUAUACCUGCAACAUAGGUUGUUAAUGUUAUACCUGCAACAUAGAUUGUUAAUGUUAUGCCUGCAACAUAGAUUGUUAAUGUUAUACCUGCAACAUAGAUUGUUAAUGUUAUGCCUGCAACAAAGGUUGUUAAUGUUAUGCCUGCAACAUAGGUUGUUAAUGUUAUGCCUGCAACAUAGGUUGUUAAUGUUAUACCUGCAACAAAGGUUGUUAAUGUUAUACUUACAUCAUAGGUUGUUAAAGUUAAACCUGGGACAAAGAUUGUUCAAGUUACACCAGCAACACAGUUUUCAAGUUAUAGUUGCACCUGCAACAUAGUGUUAAAGUUACACUUGCAGCAUAGAUUGUUAAAGUUAUACCUGCAACAGAGUGAAGAAAAUAUUUCACAUGCCAAACUGCAUUAUUCCUACUUCUACAACGGUGUAAUAGUUCUGCCCCUGAAUCAUGCAGUAGCUUUGCUUCUACAAUACAGUAAAUGCAACGUACAUUUCUUAUUUACUAAUCAAUCGUUACUUCAGGUAUGAAUGUUCAUUCUCUUGCAGUUUAUCCCAUUUUCUUUCACAAUGUCUGACCUUCGUUGUAAGUUCAAGUGCUGCUCCUCGUUUUCUACGACAUUCAUUUAUAUUAAGGUAUAUUAAUGUAAAUUAAUGUCACACACUAAGUUUACUAAUACUCUGAUGUGUCUGUCGGAUGAUGGUAAUAAUUGUUACAUUUGAGAUGUUCAGAUGAUUAGUAUAUUUAUAUAUUUAUUUCAUUAUUUAUUAUUUAUUGUU
Molecule: messenger RNA, 1905 nt
Organism: Cherax quadricarinatus
Lineage: Eukaryota; Metazoa; Arthropoda; Malacostraca; Decapoda; Parastacidae
Source: RefSeq, a predicted model, not a curated record